CAUGGCUAUUUAAGGUGGCUCCUACUAUAACUCGUCAGUAUCUCCUUAAAACUCAAACAAUAAAAUGGGGAGCCACCAUGCAAAACCAAAGGCUAGCAUUUCCCCUAAGAGUUCUGGGUUUGAAAAGGAUGCUGCCAUUGAUGGGGCAUUUUCCAAAAAGCAGGUACCAGUCAACAGCAGAGCUUACACUUCUGGAGCUGUGAAGAAGACUCCGGUGAAAGAGGAAGAUCAGACAAGAGAAAGGGUGCAGAGUAGUGCUACUCAGUAUUACAGGAGGAAUGAUCAGAGUAUCUUGAGCCAUAAUGAGUCCAGAAGGAAACUGAAGAGAGAGCUGAUCUCCAGUGAUUUCAAGAGUGUGGAUGCACAUGCAAUCAGUGCUGGCCAAAAGCUGAAGAGUAAGAGGAUCUUCUCAGCACAGACUAUUGCCAAAGCCAUCACCACAGGAACGUCUACAGAUUUAGAAAGGCUCCGUGCAAUCUGGACCUGGAUCUGUCAUAAUAUCGACUAUGAUGUGAGCGGGUAUCUGGGUCUGACUGAGAAGGUGUAUUCUCCUGAGGAGGUUAUUAAAACAGGACGUGGGGUUUGUGCUGGAUACUCAAGCGUCUGCUUACAACUGUGCAGGGAGGUUGGCAUUGAAUGCAGAGAGGUGAGUGGACAUGGCAAAGGUGCAGGAUACAAACUGGGUCAAAGCUACCAGAACACUGAGUCAAACCAUCGGUGGAAUGCGGUCCGUUUGGAGGAUCACUGGUAUCUUUUGGAUGCCUGCUGGGGAGCUGGAGUAGUGGAUAUGGAUAACAAAUCCUAUACACAGAGAUAUAAUGAAUUCUACUUCCUGACUGAUCCAGAGGAAUUUGUCAGCUCACACUUGCCUAAAGAGGAGGAGUGGCAGCUGCUGGACAAGCCAAUUAAGCUGGAGGAAUUUGAAAAGAGUGUGUUCAAAGCCUCAGAGUUUUACAAGUUUGGGUUAACACUCAUUCACCCCAAACAAUACUUACUUGUUACAGAAAAUGGUGAGGCUUCCAUAUCAAUCAGACUCUCUCAGACUGUGGACUUCAUGUAUACGAUUUACCAGCACCAAAAUGGUGAACAGAAGGAGCUUAGCAAAUCUAUGGGUUUCCUCACUGUUUUCCAGAACAUCAUGAAGCUUGUUCUAAUUCCUCCAAUGUCAGGAACAUUUGAAAUCAUGCUGUUUGCAAAAAUAAUACCAACUCCAGCAAACUUCAAUUGGGUGUGUUCCUUUUUACUGGAGUGCGAUAAACCUAAGACUACCGAGAAUUUCCCAGAAAACCCUUACUGGUACUGGGGGAUCCAACAAAAUGCUAAAGAUCUGGGAUUAAAACCAUGUUUAUAUGGACAUAAGGAUAUUUUGCUGAAAUCAGGGUCAUCUGAACUUGUGCUUCAUACUAACAGACCACUCACGAUGCUCUGUGAAAUAAGUCAUAAGGAUCUGGAUGCCACUUUGGCUAAGCGAUGUCUGGCCACCCAAAUUGAAACAGACAAACUGACCUGUAUCAUUCUUUGUCCAUACAUUGGUUAUUACAGACUGUCUGUGUUUGUUAAUGACUAUGAGAACGAUAGUCAGAGCUUCCAGAAUGUAGGAAACUUUCUACUUCAUUGCACUGCCAACCCAGUCAAUUUGAAUCAGCUUUUCCCUCCAGAUCUCAGCACGUUUUGUGGGCCUGGAACCAGGACUGACAGUGCUGGCUUGUCAAAGUUCAGUCACACAGGGGCAAUAGUGAGUACACAGCAGGGAAUGUUUAACAUCACCUUCCAGAACCAGCAUGACCUGGAACUUCAUGCCGUUUUAAAACAUAGCAAAGAACAGUCUAGACACCCCCUUUCUCGGCAUGUUUUCUUCACCUACAAUGGUAGUAAGGUCACUCUCAGUUUAACUCUACCUGAGCCAGGAGUUUACAAACUGAGUCUUAUUGGAAAAACUCCGUCCACCCAGGAAUUUAACCUGCUGUGUGAUUUCAUCCUUCAGAACGACUCAGAGAGCCCAGGGUUGCCGUUUCCAUAUACCUACACAGCUUGGAGGAAGGGCAGUGUGUUGUAUGAGCCACGGUCAGGCUUGCUUGAGCCACUGUGUUGUGUAAAGUUCCGUGUCCUUGUCCCAGGGGUUCAUAAAGUCAUGGUGCUGGGAGAACGGACUGUGGAUCUGACGAUCAAUAAGAGUCAUAUUUGGGAAGGAGAAGUGUUCACAGGGAACGUUAGGCAGAUUAAACUGGCAACCAGCCAGGACGAAACAUCUAACAAGAUGGACAUUGUGAUGACCUUUGAUGUUUUGAGGUCACAAAAUGGAAUGUUAAAAAAAAAAGUGCAUUGAGAGGCAAAUCCCUUAUUUGAUACUAAUGAUGUUGUUAAAUAGAAUUGUCUUUCAUAGAGCGUGUAUUUCACCUUGUAUGUAAAACAUGACUGAUAACUGUAGACACUAUUUGUAAGAAAACCUUGCAGCUUUCAGGCUUAUUUUUACAUUUUCUAAGAAGCUGUGGUCAUACCAGAUUGUGUUUGUCUUUGUGUAUGUCAUUUCUUUUCUUCAAGGUUCUAAGAGAGAUGCACUGCAGUUAGAAUGAAGCGUCUAUAAAAACAAUGUUAUAGAAGCUCAAGAAAUGAGCACAUUUAACUUUAAAUAUUAUCUUCUGGUCUUACUUGGUUCCUAAUUUCAAAGAAAAUACUUUCAACAAAAGUAAUCAUCCUGUAUAAUGGCGUGAAAAUUCAUGUAUGAACAAACACACUCGUUAGAGAAUAAACAGCAUUUAAGUC
This is a messenger RNA of Clarias gariepinus (North African catfish), 2763 nucleotides long. RefSeq names its product kyphoscoliosis peptidase-like. Bases 65 to 2326 code for a protein of 753 amino acids. The transcript is spliced from 6 exons. The record is from RefSeq and is a predicted model, not a curated record. Lineage: Eukaryota; Metazoa; Chordata; Actinopteri; Siluriformes; Clariidae.